AUGCUGGAUGACAGAGCCAGGAUGGAGAUCGCCAAGAAGGAAAAGGCGGAACAGAUCCUGGCGGAGUUCCAGCUGCAGGAGGAGGACUUGAAGAAGGUGAUGAGGCGGAUGCAGAAGGAGAUGGACCGAGGCCUGAGGCUGGAGACCCACGAGGAGGCCAGUGUGAAGAUGCUGCCCACCUACGUGCGCUCCACCCCAGAGGGCUCAGAAGUUGGGGACUUCCUCUCCCUGGACCUGGGUGGCACCAACUUCCGGGUGAUGCUGGUGAAGGUGGGAGAAGGCGAGGCGGGACAGUGGAGUGUGAAAACUAAGCACCAGAUGUACUCCAUCCCCGAGGAUGCCAUGACGGGCACUGCUGAGAUGCUCUUUGACUACAUCUCUGAGUGCAUCUCUGACUUCCUGGAUAAGCAUCAGAUGAAGCAUAAGAAGCUGCCCUUGGGCUUCACCUUCUCCUUUCCUGUGAGGCAUGAAGACAUCGACAAGGGCAUCCUUCUCAACUGGACCAAGGGCUUCAAGGCCUCGGGAGCAGAAGGCAACAACAUCGUGGGGCUCCUGCGAGAUGCCAUCAAACGGAGAGGUGACUUUGAGAUGGACGUGGUGGCGAUGGUGAAUGACACUGUGGCCACGAUGAUCUCCUGCUACUAUGAAGACCGCCGGUGUGAGGUUGGCAUGAUUGUGGGCACGGGCUGCAACGCUUGCUACAUGGAGGAGAUGCAGAACGUGGAGCUGGUGGAAGGGGACGAGGGCCGCAUGUGUGUCAACACCGAGUGGGGCGCCUUCGGGGACUCAGGCGAGCUGGACGAGUUCCUGCUGGAGUACGACCGCGUGGUGGAUGAGAACUCCCUGAACCCGGGGCAGCAGCUGUACGAGAAGCUCAUCGGUGGCAAGUACAUGGGCGAACUGGUGCGGCUUGUGCUGCUGAAGCUUGUGGACGAGAAUCUGCUUUUCCACGGAGAGGCCUCAGAGCAGCUGCGCACGCGCGGCGCCUUCGAGACACGCUUCGUGUCGCAGGUGGAGAGCGAUUCCGGUGACCGCAAGCAGGUCUACAAUAUCCUGAGCACACUAGGGCUGCGGCCCUCGGCCACUGACUGUGACAUCGUGCGCCGAGCCUGCGAGAGCGUGUCGACGCGCGCCGCGCACAUGUGCGCCGCGGGACUGGCGGGCGUCAUUAACCGGAUGCGCGAGAGCCGCAGCGAGGACGUGAUGCGCAUCACCGUGGGCGUGGACGGCUCCGUGUACAAGCUGCACCCCAGCUUCAAGGAGCGGUUCCACGCCAUCGUGCGCAGGCUGACGCCCAGCUGUGAAAUCACCUUCAUUGAGUCCGAGGAGGGCAGCGGUCGGGGCGCGGCCUUGAUCUCCGCGGUGGCCUGUAAGAAGGCCUGCAUGCUGGGCCAGUAA
This is a messenger RNA of Rangifer tarandus platyrhynchus (Svalbard reindeer), 1398 nucleotides long. Lineage: Eukaryota; Metazoa; Chordata; Mammalia; Artiodactyla; Cervidae. The record is from the annotation of a GenBank genome assembly.